Messenger RNA from Baudoinia panamericana UAMH 10762, 2510 nucleotides. RefSeq lists its product as uncharacterized. Gene Ontology annotation, biological process: proteasome-mediated ubiquitin-dependent protein catabolic process. Gene Ontology annotation, molecular function: protein binding. The transcript is spliced from 2 exons. The coding region runs from base 214 to 2073 and encodes 619 amino acids. Lineage: Eukaryota; Fungi; Ascomycota; Dothideomycetes; Mycosphaerellales; Teratosphaeriaceae. Gene Ontology annotation, cellular component: Cul4-RING E3 ubiquitin ligase complex. The record is from RefSeq and is a predicted model, not a curated record.
CGAGCUCACAAAGUCCGGAGCAACAGCGGUCAACGCAAACGAUCAGAAGUAUGUCUCUCAGCACCAGCGACGGCGGCGCUCGGCAAAGAAGACCAAGUCGUCUGAGACGCCUGAGCUCGGCGACAAUAUCACACGUAAGCUUGUGCCGUUCCAUUGAACCGUUAGGCUGAUUGGUGUCUUCUUCGCUGCGGUACAGUAACCCAGCAACAGAUCAUGCAACUCCUAUCCCAUACUGGCAUACGCGGUAUCUUCCAUCAGUAUGGCGGGCCUACUACUCGCUCUCAAGCUAGGCGGUCUCAAGCAGAGCAUGCUGAACUCGCAGAGGACGAUCAGGAUGACGAGGACUACGUUCCUUAUGGCGCACAGCGAAGACGACGAGCGAGAGCGCCGAUAAUGGGCAGUCGAUACCCAACGGUACCGUCCGAAGAAGGCAAGCGGUUGAUGGAAAGCGGCACUUUUGGCAACAACGAUAGAUGUGAUCAUUCAGCUUGCGGACUACCACUUGACAACGAGACGAUGCGCAAACGGCGCAAGCUUUCUCGCCGAAUGCUGGACCGUGAGCUUGGUGUCGAGAACCGUGGUCGCGCACGUGUGCUCAACGGACUGGCUGUACAAAACCUUAUCCCAUCAUCAAAAGCCGAUCUGAUUGUUAACCUCAACGCUCGCUGCUAUUCCGGCCAGUUUAGCGAGGACGGCUCGUUCUUUUUCGCUUGCGGUCAAGACUUCCGUGUCCGAAUGUACGACACUACCAAUCCGUAUGAUUGGAAGUAUUACAAAACCUCCACUUACCACAGUGGUCAAUGGACGAUUACCGACGCAUCGCUAUCUCCGGACAACAAACUACUGGCAUUCAGCUCGAUACGAAGCAUGAUCUGCCUUGCUAACACCGAGCAAGGCGACGACUCCGAACCGCGGCACCUCGAACUUGCUGACAUGGGCAAUGGCAGCCGCGGACUCGGCGUCGGUGAUGGCUGGAGUAGGUCAGGACGAAACUUCGGCAUCUGGUCUCUGCGCUUCUCCGGAGAUGCUAGUGAAAUUGUUGCAGGUACUUCAGACCACAGUGUCUAUGUGUAUGACCUAGAGGCGCAGAGAUCUAUCCUUCGCAUACCCGGUCAUGCCGAUGACGUCAAUGCUGUCUGCUUCGGCGACAAGCUGAGCCCGCAUAUUCUGUACUCUGGCUCGGAUGACACAACUCUCAAGGUCUGGGACCGACGGUCUCUUGCUUCCAUGCGACCUGCGGGCAUGUUCUUAGGACACACCGAGGGGUUGACGUACAUUGACUCGAAGGGUGACGGUAGGUAUGUCAUAAGUAACGGCAAGGACCAAACGUGCAAGCUCUGGGAUCUACGGAAGAUGAUUAACACCGAUGUCGCCGAGAGGAUCAACCCGCAGAAUUACACAACCAACUUCGACUAUCGAUUUAGCCCGUACGACACCGACUCGCAUGAUCCACAUCCACACGAUUGCAGUUUAGUCACCUUUACCGGCCAUAGGGUGCUCAAGACGCUCAUUCGAUGUCACUUCAGUCCGCCGGGAAGCACAGACGGCCGCUACAUCUACUCUGGCUCGCAUGACGGCAAAGUGUACAUUUGGAACCUGGACGGCACCCAAGCGUCUGAGCCCAUCAAUGUUCUCGCCGCAACGAAAAACAGCAGGCCAGAGAGUGACGAACGGUACGUAGAACGGUACGAAUACUACGGUCGUGGUGGCGUGUGGAAGACAAUCGUUAGAGACUGCAGCUGGCAUCCGUCCGCGCCGGUCAUUGCAGCUACGAGCUGGAACGGAUGGGAUCACGGCCUCGGAACUUGCACGGUCCACUCAUGGAACGGCGGUCUUGACAGCGAUGAGGUUGGUGGCGACCGUGAUGGAUUCACGGGUGCAACUGGAGAGGAGAUGGCGAGCGCCAAGAGUUUGGGCAGCACUCCGAUGGGUGCGAGGGUGACCGCGCAGCUGCAACAUGACCAGCGAUUCUAUGGUAACGCUCCCACCGAGCGGAGAACAGAGGCACGGCGCACACGACUGACGGAUCGGAUGGGUUUGGGUAGCCUGUUUGGGGCGGACGAUGAUGAAUAAUUGUCUAGUGAUGGACGGUAUCAGACCGUUCACGCGUACAUGGCGGGUGACCUGUUCACGAUCUCCGCAGUAAGUGACACAGGCUGAGCGCUGAGGGCUGCGCAACCUCAACAAGAAUGAUUGCUGAGGCACACACUGGAUAUAUGGCGUUUUAUGACGGCUUGGAGAGGGCGGUACAGCGAGCAAUUCUGGAGAGUCGGGUGGGAAUUUGUAUAGCAUGGCGGAGGAGUCCUCGCGCUUGGCUUCACGCGCAGAACUUGACCCCCAACAAUGGUGCAUUUUGCAACAUCAAAUCGAAGUGUAUCAGCCUAGAGAUGGCCUCCAACUCCGUGUUGAGAACGCCCUCGCUAUGCUUUAAUCCAGACUUUCUAGUGUCGGGCAGGGGCCCAUCCAGCCAUUGUGUGGUCAUGCUUGCCGCGGACAUUAUGCCUCAUGCG